Messenger RNA from Penicillium expansum, 504 nucleotides. Its product is annotated as Rdx family protein. NCBI's taxonomy places the organism in Eukaryota, Fungi, Ascomycota, Eurotiomycetes, Eurotiales, Aspergillaceae. The transcript is spliced from 3 exons. The record is from RefSeq and is a predicted model, not a curated record. The coding region runs from base 1 to 504 and encodes 167 amino acids.
AUGGCCGAGUCUACACAGACAUCGACCCCUUUAGACUCAACCCCCGAUAACAGCGACAAAAUCGCACCCGCGAACGUCCAUCUCCCCCGCAUCUCAAUCCAAUUCUGCACACAGUGUCGAUGGAUGCUCCGUGCCGCAUAUUUCGCCCAAGAACUUCUCUCAACAUUCAGCACAGAUCUCGGUGAAGUAGCCCUCGUGCCUAAAACCGGUGGCGUGUUCACGGUGACGAUAUGGCAUGGUGCGGUGCUUGACGGGGAGAUCAGGACGCAGGAGAGUAUUCUCUGGGAUCGGAAGAGAGAUGGGGGUUUCCCUGAAGUCAAAGCGCUCAAGUCCCUUGUGCGGAAUGUUAUUGCUCCUGAUAGGGAUUUGGGACAUACGGAUCGGGCGUUGAAGAAGGAGAAGGGUGAACAGAAGGAGGCGAAGGGUGAACAGAAGGAGGCGAAGAAAGAGGAGGAGAAGAAAGAGGAGAGUAAGGAUAAGGCGAGUUGUGAGGAUUGUCAGUAA